Messenger RNA from Coniosporium apollinis CBS 100218, 297 nucleotides. RefSeq lists its product as uncharacterized. The transcript is spliced from 3 exons. Lineage: Eukaryota; Fungi; Ascomycota; Dothideomycetes. The coding region runs from base 1 to 297 and encodes 98 amino acids. The record is from RefSeq and is a predicted model, not a curated record.
AUGUUCUACCCAAAGGCACCCAACGUCUUCGAGACACCGGGCAGCAAGCAGAUUGGAGACCGGUGGUCCGCAGCCGGAGGCAAGGACACUCAUACUCCCGGGGCCGCGACCAGAAGGGGAGAUCCGGAUCACGUAGAGCCCAACCAGGUGAAGGGCGGGGGCAUUGAUUCGAAGCACUUCCAAGAGCGAGUUGCCGACCAGCGGCCGGGCGACCCUGGCAUAUUCGACAAGAAGUGGAACAAGGCGCACUACGGUAAUCCACCUCAGCCCUUGACACUCGGCAUCGCAUGCGACUAA